Thamnophis elegans (Western terrestrial garter snake) is the source of this 2246-nucleotide messenger RNA. It is a transcript of the gene PLEKHB2, whose product is annotated as pleckstrin homology domain containing B2. The transcript is spliced from 8 exons. The coding region runs from base 140 to 802 and encodes 220 amino acids. Gene Ontology annotation, cellular component: membrane. The record is from RefSeq and is a predicted model, not a curated record. Lineage: Eukaryota; Metazoa; Chordata; Lepidosauria; Squamata; Natricidae. Gene Ontology annotation, biological process: regulation of cell differentiation.
CAGGACCCAUCCGAAGAGAGAGGCCUGGCCGUUGAAAGGCGGUGCCGUGGAAGCUUUUCCAUUUCUCGGCGACAAGGAAGCACGAAAGCCGGAAUUCUAGGAGUUGUGCGCUCUUUGCAAAGUGUAACAGAGAUUGGUGAUGGCGAUGGUAAAAAGCGGAUGGUUGCUCCGACAAAGUACUAUAUUACGACGCUGGAAGAAAAAUUGGUUUGAUUUGUGGUCUGAUGGCCAGUUAUUGUUUUAUGAUGACCAACAUAGGCAUGAUCUAGAAGAUAGAGUUCACAUGAAAAUUGACAGUAUCAAUAUCAGAGGCGGAAAUGAAUGCCGAGGUUUUCAGCCUCCGGAGGGCAAAGCUAAAGACUGCUUGCUGCAGAUAAUUUGCCGUGAUGGGAAGGUGCUCAAUCUCUGUGCAGAAAGUACCGAUGAUUGCUUGGCUUGGAAAAUUGCUCUUCAAGAUGCCAGAACAAAUGAAGCUUAUGUUGCUUCUGAGGUGAUGUAUGAUGAUAAUGCGAUUUCUUCAGCGCCCCCUCCGUAUACAGCUUAUGCAACACCAUCACCUGAGGUUUAUGGUUACCCACAAUACAAUGGCGCAUAUCCAGGAACUCAGAUCAUCUACACUUCUAAUGGACAGACAUAUGCUAUGCCUUGCCAAUAUCCAAACCAAGGUACAUAUGGCCCGCUUCCUGCAAACCAUGUCAUCAUUCGAGAACGUUACCGAGAGCCUGAUGGAGACCUGGCAUUGGGCAUGUUGGCUGGGGCAGCAACAGGAAUGGCCCUGGGCUCAUUGUUUUGGGUGUUUUAGAUUUUCUUUGGAGGUUCAAGUUGAAGGAGGUUCUUUCUAUCUUCUGUGUAUAAUAAUAUAUAUAUUGGUAAAGUAGUGUAUAGGCAUUUCAUAAGUUCUAACAAUAUUUUGGCUAAUGAUACACUGGAAUUAGUUAAUCACAUUCUUAAUCAUCUAGAAAGUUCACUUUAGUUAAGAAAGGUCAAGUAAGUUUGAGCCUAUGUAAUGAUAAACAAGUAGCAGUAAUAACAAGUGAAGUAUUGCUAAUAGUGGCUAAACAGCCACAACUGAUGGUGAAAUAUUAACAAUUCUCUUAAAAUUGCUUCAACUGCUGCCUCAAAAGGAAGCUCAAGUAUCUUUUUUAAAAACUCGAAGGCAAAAGAUGACUUUAUACACACUUUGGAGAGAGAGAGAGAGAGAGAGAGAAUGAAUAUGUGUGGAUUUCAGUUGGUCUUGCAUUUCAACAAUUGGUAAAUAUUUGCCAUAAAGAGAGAGAGCAAUAUAUAAAUCCUCCCAGAUCGCCAUAAACACUCCAACAUUUUGUUUUGGAACUAUUCCAAUCUGUACUUGAAGGAGUUUGAUGACCAUGCAAGUAAUGCCAGUGUCAUAUAAAUUGCUAUUUUAUUUAGUUGGAAGACUAGCAAAAGCCUGGACAUCAUCCUCUGGUUCUGCUGUGUUGAAUUAUUAGCACUCCUAACCAAAUGGAGAUAAUGUUACUUAGAACUCUGGGAGUUGCCAUCCCAUCAGAAGGAUGUCAAGUAAGGGAACGGACUACGUAUAUUAACACUCAAUUUGAGAAUUUUAGCUGUCCCAAUAAAUCAAGUAGCAAAAUGAUUCAACCUGUAUGUGAAAAUAAUGUGGCUUUCGGUAGUUAUAAAUAAUAGGAGAUAUUAUAGUUCUACUGGGCAUGUAAAGCUUUUUUAUAUUAUUCUAAAUAUAGUAGAAUGAUAUAAAUAGAGAACGGGGGCUAACAAAAAUUUAGCACAAGAAAAUUCUGAUUUCUGUAAGCUUUGCAUUAAGCAUAUGCUGUUACUUUUUGCCUUAGGGAUAUAUGCAACAACACAAUUUAAUGCGAGAUAUGGGUGUCAUCCAUCAUUGUUGAACUUGGAAGUUUUCUUUUAAAGCAAUAAAUAAUCUCUCUGCUAAAAUAAUUUUUCUUGUUUCGAUGAGUAGAUCCAGUCUAGGACAUUUCAUGUGAUCACACUGUAAAUUGAAGAUAAUAAAUGUUUCAUAAAUAUAUAUAUUUAAAUAAUUUAUAAGUUAUGUUGGAAUAUAUAAGUUACAUUGGGAGCCUUUAAGAUAUAAGAAACUGAUUAUAUAGUGAAAAGUAAUACUAGCAUUUGCUCUUUUUAUGUAAGUUGUCAAUUGCACCUUUUAUGUUUAUCAUACAUUUCUCCGAAUCCCCUAUUUCUAUCUACUGUAUUUGUACUUUGAAAAAAUAAAAUAAAUCUAGUCUUUGAACUGC